CUAGAUAACCCAGGAAAAAGUCCUCACUGUCCACAGUGAUAGACGUUCAGGUGAGAUAUCCAUAUCGCUGAUUACAGGUGACGCACUGAGUAAAGCCGACACCUCAUACAGUUACCAAACGGACAAUUUGUGCUCCAAGUCUGGUGAACUUUGAUUCCAUUUUGUUUACCUGUAUCUACCGAACUUGGUCGUUUGACUUCACUGCUUAAAUAAGGAAAGAGUAGUCCUAGCCGACCGGUAAUUCAGGGAGUUUGAGACGCCCACUAAACGUGUCCCGUAGUUUCUUCUGCCCGAAGAUGUGGAAAGUUUUGCUCGCCGCCUUGGUUCUUACGCUUGGAAAGGUCAAGGGAGACACCUUGUACCAAAUGAUACAGUCAAAGCCGGAACUGUCUCAGGCACUGACGUGGAUCGAUAUGGUUAAUACUCUGGUAAUGGCUCUGAACUCCACAGAAGAGACGAGGACAGUCCUGUUACCGGACAACGCUGCUGUGGACGUUUUCAACCAAACCUUUUCAAUGCUCCUUGAAGCUGACCCUCCGAAACUUCUUAAUAACGCAGCAGUGCCUGGAAAUAUGACUAUAGAAGCCCUGGCAGCGAUGAAGACUGUCCAAAUCUCCCCUACAGAGAAUACUACAGCCGUAUUGUGGUUCUCGCAACAAAUGGAAGAUUAUUUCGUGAACAAUGCUAAAGUGAAAAGUAGCAAUAUGAUGGCGUCGAACGGCUAUCUACACAUCCUGGACCAAGUGCUGUAUCCACCGAGUGAUUCGCAGACGCUUACCGAGGUGAUCAAUACGGUCAACCGCUACAGCGGCCUGAAAGAAUUACUCGCAAAGGUUACAACGUUCCCAUGGCAGGAAGGACAGAAUUACACUGUAUUUGUCCCCAGCAAUGAUGUCAUCACUGACGAAAUUAAGGCCAUGAACGAAACCCAACUGCUUCCGGUAUUACAGCAGCACGUUGCAACGGCGCCUCUGUUCACCAGGUGGUUAAAGAUGUCAUCUGAUCCCUUGAACACGCUCAACGCAGACGAUAAGAUUCAUGUCAGUUAUAUGGAUGAAACACUGUUUGUUGGCGUUAACGACCACUGGGCGAUCGUGGACCAGAUCGAUGUAAACAUGCCGACCACAAAUGGCGUCAUUCACAUUAUCAACGCUGUCAUUGGAGUAACGCCCGGCGUCAGCGUCUACCAACAGCUAAGUUUGUCGAACAUGUGGACAGAAACAAAGACGAAGCUAUUGGGCGUGGAGGCUAUUAAGACUGAGCUGAUGAAGGCCGAUCAGAACUUUACAUUAUUAGCCCCUUCUGCUGCAGCCUGGCAAAAAAUGAAGAAUGUGGAAGUGAAGGACGCAGAAAUGGUACUGAAGCGACACGUUCUGACCAUGAGCCUAACGCAUGCGCAACUGAUGGACAAGACUGAGGUGACAACCUUCGGCGGGGACAAACUUGAUGUAAAGAAAACAGACGGCAAAAUAAUGCUUGCGUACACCAAGGAUGACUCUACGGUAGAGGCCACGGUGGAUGAUAGCGGUACCAUGACAACUAACGGCUACAUCUACAAGAUCGACACCGUGCUGUACAUUAAAUCUGGGGCCUGGAGAAAUGGCGUCAGCUUUACCACAGCAGUUUUCUCCCUUGUAUGCGCUAUUGUGUUUAUUAUGAGAGAAUAAUUUUCUUUUCUGUUUUAGUCAAAUUUCGUAUUUGCGCUACGACCGAAAGGUGAGUAAGUGGUGAAAUACUGUAAAACUGUCUAACAACUGUAUUUUGUUUAUUUCAAAUAUUGUCAUAAAAUUUAAAGCUUUAGAAGAAUUAAAUGUUUAGAAUGAUUCAACAAAUGGUAAAGCUGGGAUCAGCUCAAAGUUUCCUAAGAAAGAUAGGAUCUCAAAUUCUCUCCAAAAAUAUCGGAGGCACAUUCUUUCUGGUGAGCGUUAAACGCGCCAGCUACUUAUAAUGAACCAUUUUUGGCGUAAAAACAAAAUUCUAAAAUAUAUUUUUUUUUUUCAUAUAUUUUUGAGGGUGGGGAGACGGGUUGUCGAGAAAAGACCCUUUAACAUUUUUACUGUGAAAAUGUUUUCACAAUGUGAACAUUUGUCUGCUAUAGUUAUUGUUUUGGAUUGUUUAAAAUAGGUUCGUUCGACAAUGCAAAUUUUGGGCUAAAACAGGCCAUGGAAGGAAUGGGGAGUUGGGGGAGGAGGGAAUAAAAAAAUUUUACACCAUGACGUAUAGUUAGUCGGAAAAAAAACUGUGGCAGUCUGGUCUUAACUCCUUUCUCUCAAGUAGAAAACCGAUACAGCUUUUCCGAAAUUCUAAACACAGACCUCUACAACGGGUAUUUUUUCUUACCACGACAGCUAUGAGCCAAUACCAGGAAAGUUGUUAUUUGAUGCAUACCGCGGUAUAUAACAUAGCUGACUAAAAUGACGAUGAUAACAUUUUUUUUAAUUAUAGUGUUAAAUUUAACAGAAACUCAUGUAAUUCAAGGCGCUGUGCAUUUAACAAAUUAUAUUUUUUUGGAGUUCCUCAACCCAGGCAAUAGUUUAACAAUUGUAAUAUUCUAAAUGUAUUGUAAACGUAAAAAAUCUGUACAUUAUUGACAGAAAAGUUGCCUUUAUUCUCCCCAGUCUUGCAGAGUCUAACGCCUGCUUAAAAUGUAUCAACACUGAGACGAUGAUAUCGUUAGCCAACUCUGGUUUGUUUACGAUUUCACGUUCUUAGAAAUCUUGUGAACAAAUAGCGCACGCACAUGAAUACAUGUACACGGGCACACGGACGAAGAGGAGCAAAUAAAGAUCCCCUCAGCAUUAUAGAAUAGACAUUAAAUGAAAACUCCAGAACAUGGAUUCAAGUGCCAUGCAAGUUUUGAACGAGUGUUUAUGUAGCUUAUUCUGACUAACCCUUGAUGAGUGAUUGUGCAUAGCCUUGUGCAUGGUACCACGGUUAUGUAACAAAUCCAACUGAAUCAGUCAUAAAUCCAGCCACACCCCAAUUUCGAGUUUUCCAUCGAUAGAAUGCCAUUGUUUGGAUUUAAUGACAGUCACGCUAUCCAGUUACAAUAUAUAAUAUAUUUAUGCUGAUCUUCUGUUUAAAAAGAGCUAAAAGUACUGAUAUAGUGUUAUGUUCCACUAAAAAUGAAUGCACAAUAUAUAAACUUGUUGUCAUGUUUUUGCAUGUCGUGUUUCCACUUCCUCCAUUUCCCUUUUCCCAGACCUUCUUGUCUGGACGAAGAUGCUACUUUUUAUCUUUCUAUGCAUAUAGCUGUGAUGUAAUUUAAAUUGUUAAAGGCAAAGAAAACACUAAAAAGAAGUUCAUGUCAGAUGAAAGACCGUAAAACACUGCCCGAGGAAAUAGUUUGAUUUAUUUUUUAGAUUUUUCUAACCGAGUGAAAUGGAUUUAAAACAUCAAAUUCUACUGUGGUCUGUAUUAAACCAGAAGGCAUCAGUAACGUCACAUCCUAAGCUUUUGGCUUGAAACAGCUGGUUUUAAGCUCUAUUCAGUAAAUGCAUUCAUAGAUCUAUAUGUAUAUGCAUUUUUAAUAAUGAAAUGUAGCAGUUCACGUACGUUACGUCGGAAAAAAACUGAUGUGACGUCGCUGGUCUUAGUAGUAUCAGAAUAGGCCACCUCACAACUCAAACUUUCAAAUGCGUUUUACUGCGUUGAAAAAUUGCAACAAAAAGAGAAAAAAAAAGAACUAUUUCUGUGGACAGUGUUUAUUGGUCUUUCAUCUCAAAUAUACUUAACCUUAGUGUUUUCUUCGAAUUUAACCACUGCUACUGUGCGGUAAUAUGAUAUAAUCCGUCUGUAUAUGGAUGCCGGUGGUCAUGAGUGCUAUUUUGCUUUUUAGUGCUAUCUAAUUUGGGUUUCUUGAAUUAGUGGUUUUAGUCUUUCAACGGAAAGUUGCAGAGCUUUGAUGUUGAAAAACAUUUUCUUAUGAAAGAUUUGAAUUUGAUAUUUUUGAUGUUUUCACGCUCUUAUUUUUAAAGGAGUCUCUGAGUGCUAUUUUUACAUGUCUUACUUCAAAGUAUAUUUAAUUAUGCAAGGAUUCGCUUUUUAAUUCGGUUUAAUAAGUCAGUAGGUUAUUGUUUUAGAUUAUCAUAAAUAUUGUUUAUUUUUCAAAAUUUUCAUUAUCAUAGGAAGUAGAUAAUAUAUAUUUUUAAAACCAGUUGUAUUUUACGUGCAUGCAUGUUCGUAAUUGCCUGUUACAUGUAUAACCUAUGUAUCAGUUGACUGUGAUUCAUUUGUGUCCAGAAGCAAUGCAUGGUAAACUUUCGACUGCCUUCACAAGUUAUAUGUAUUGCUCUCUGCGCAUGUCUUUCUGAGGCUUGCUUCAACAACCGCAUGUUUCGUUACACACGCAUGCGUAACUAUCAGGUGAUGCACGGUCAAACUAGUUAUGAAACAGGACUGUCUCUCUCACAUGUAUUAGAGUUUUACUUUCACUUUCAUCGUUUGUAAAGACACUGUUUUAUGAUUUACUGAAAAAAAUCAUCCGGUGGUUUUACUUUCACUUCUGUUUUUUUCUGUUUGUUAUUGUGUAGUUGUUGUUGAAAAUUUUUCCCACUGUUAUGGAAGGUAUAUUAGAAGUUUUAUUUUCCACUUUCAUCUUUCUGCCUUACUUAAUGAGUAUGCGUUGAAGAAAUGACCAAGUUCUCUGUUACUCAGUGUAUUACAACUUUAUUUUCACUUUUAUCUGUUUUUGAAAAAUUGGUCAAGUUAAUUAGUCUCCUGAUUUUCGGUGAUGUGUUGUUUUUCACUCAUCUUUGCAAUAGUUAAUAAGCAUUUUUUUCACUUCCAUCUGAUCGCAUAAGAUGAUGAGCGGUUAGUGAGCAUUUAUCAUGCUGCAUUUGCCACUGUGACGUUUUUUUGCAUUACAAGGGGCCAAAGUCCAGUGCACGUCCAGUAAUAAAUGUAAUUUGAUCAAUGGAAAUUGAUGCCUAUAAAUAACAGUCAAUUUAAUACAUAAUUAGUAUUAUGCACUCAUUUGUGACAUAAUAAAAUUCAUAACCAACAUUCCUAAUAGCAAGAUACGAGUCAUAUACGCGACACCCAUAUGUAAAGAUGAAGUCUUUGAUAUAAACGACUGAUACAUUUCCAGUGUAGGUGUCGUGUGACUCUUGCUGGGGUUUUAGCCCUGACGAGACUAGCCCUCUGUAUUGUAAUAAUACCGUUGAUGUCUUGUUAUGGCUGUACUUUAAAUGACGUAAAAAGUAAUAAAAUGUACGGUUCAUUCAUCAUUA
Liolophura sinensis is the source of this 5231-nucleotide messenger RNA. Its product is annotated as fasciclin-1-like. NCBI's taxonomy places the organism in Eukaryota, Metazoa, Mollusca, Polyplacophora, Chitonida, Chitonidae. The transcript has 10 exons. The record is from RefSeq and is a predicted model, not a curated record. Bases 297 to 1667 code for a protein of 456 amino acids.